AAAGACGACGGACAAUCUGCGGUUUUUAACCCCGGAAGACUGAACGAAAGGGAUUAUUUUAAGAACGAGACAGUACUUGUUUUGGGGGCAGAGUAAAAGGUUUCCACUCUAGUUCGAAAAGUGAUUUUGCUGACUUGAAAAUCGUUAUCGCUUUUUCAAGCUCAAGAUCCGAAGAAUAAGAUAAGAUUCAAAGACGAGAUACAAUUCUGUAAGCGCCCCAAAUCAAUACAUCUUUUCAUCUUGUUCAGCGGUCCACUUGACAAGGCGGCAAGCAGGUGCUCAGGUGUCCUUUGUGAAGACUUCGUCACUAAGUCAUAUUUUAUGCCUGGUUCUUGGUUUUGCUGAUUUGAGUGCAGCAAUGAACAUUUCAACUGGUGGAACAGCUUUGCCAAUAAACGUAGAAUUGCUUAAGACCGUCUUUGUCAGCGAGGCAUGUUUGAUAACAUGUGCCAAUCUUCUGGCCCUGGUUGUGUUUCUCCGAAAGUCUUUCCGAGUCAAGAAAUCCACCUAUUUUCUGCUGAGUAUGACUGUUGCGGACUUUCAGGUUGGCCUAACAUUUCUCAUAAAUUGUUUGGGUCUGGCCAGCAGGUUUGCAUUCACAUGGUCCAAUUUUGCAUCGUUUGUAUCCCUUUUCUCGUUAGUUUUUAUUGCCUUAGAGAGAACAUAUGCCGUUUUCCUUCCUUUCAGUCAUCGCUCGUCCCAAACCAGAAGUUACCUGAUAUGCAUUGCCUUGCUGUGGGCACUUUCAUUUGCGAUCUACUUUCUGCCUUCUCACCUUCUUCCACCAUUUGCUGAGAGCUCCCUCCUGUUCUUCAGAUGGUCGAUAGUAUCAGGGGCUUCCCUUUGCCUUGCUGUUAUAACUAUCUGCUAUAUUUCCAUCUGGAUCAAGAUGAGAUUCGGGAAAAGAUUCGAUGACGAGCAAGCCUCCAGGAACAAUGCUAAGCUUGCCAAAACAUUGUGCAUUGUGACCUUCACCACUGUCGGGUGUUUUCUUCCUAUUGUGGUCAUGCUCUCAUGCAAUUGCUAUCAUCCUAUUUAUUUUCCGAUUAUGGAUUUUUUCAUUUUCAGUAAUUCAUUCUGGAAUGUAUUACUGUAUACAAUUCGCAUACCAGAAUUCAGAAAAGAGUUGCGUGACAUCGUUAAACUUUGUGCAUCUUGCAACACGUGUGCACACCCAAGAUGUUGCCGGCAAAACCGAGCACAUAAUCAACUGUAUGCAAGAACAGGAGCUAAUCAGGUCCCAACUGUUAUAUGUUAUUCCAACGAAAUAGCAACCAAUGCCGAAAGUGAGAUAGCUAUGUCUUCCAACCAGCCCAGGAAGUUAACACACGAAAAGCUCAGAGUUAAAAGUGACGGAAAGAAUUCAAACGAGCAGUCCAAUAUUGAUAAUGACAGGAAGUUGUCACGCAACCAGCUCAAUGCUGAAAGUUCCGGACAGAUGUCACGCGAGGAGUCAAAUAAUGGUGGAAAGCUUUCGAAAGAAAUGCCUUAUGUUAAAAGUUACGGAAAGGUAUCACGGGAACAGCCCAAUAUUGAAAGUGACGGAAAGAACUCAUCCGACAACCUCAAGACUGAAAGUGCCAGGAAGAUGUCACGUGACCAGAUCGGCGUUGUAAAUGACGAAAAGUCACGUGAACAGCAAAACGUCGAAAGUGACGGCAAAAUGUCACAAGGCAGCCAUAUGUUGAAAGUGACGGAAUAACAUCAAGCCAACAGCCAAACGUUGAAAGUGACUGAAAGACAUCACACCAACAGCCAAACGUUGAAAGUGACGGGAAAAUGUCACGAAAACAGCCAACCGUUGAAAGUGACGAAAAAUGUCACGCGAGCAGCCAAAUGUUUAAAGCGACGGAAAAAUGUUGCGCGACCAGGUUGAUGUUGAAAAUGACGGAAUAACAUCAAGCCAACAGCCAAACGUUGAAAGUGACGGGAAAAUGUCACGAAAACAGCCAACCGUUGAAAGUGACGGAAAAAUGUCACGCGAGCAGCCAAAUGUUUAAAGCGACGGAAAAAUGUUGCGCGACCAGGUCGAUGUUGGAAAUGACGGAAUAACAUCAAGCCAACAGCCAAACGUUGAAAGUGACUGAAAGACAUCACACCAACAGCCAAACGUUGAAAGUGACUGAAAGACAUCACACCAACAGCCAAACGUUGAAAGUGACGGGAAAAUGUCACGUAAACAGCCAACCGUAGAAAGUGACGGAAAAAUGUCACGCGAGCAGCCAAAUGUUUAAAGCGACGGAAAAAUGUCAUCCGACCAGUUCAUGUUGAAAGUGACAGAAGGAUGUCACGCGAAAAGCCAAACAACGAAAGUGACUGGAAAAUGUCACGCGAGCAGCCAAAUGUUUAAAGCGACGGAAAGACAUCACGCGAACAGUUCAUGGCAUUAAUUAAGAUGUCACGCCAAAAUUGACCCUGAGAUAAUAUUCAUGUCGUUUACCUAGCUUUUCGUGCCCCACCUACGCCUUCUAUUCUGGACAGAUUUCAGCAUAAAAACUUCAACAUCAAAUAUUUGUGUGAUAGUAUUAUAAUUUUUAUUAAGUUAAGGAUACGUUUCCGCAUAAGCCCCGAUUACCUGUUAACUUAAGCAGAAGUAGGCUCUAUUUGCUAAACGAUCACUUUCACUUAGCCAGGUCUAAGCAUUCACGAGACUUACAAUUAGUUCUGACUUAUCAUCAUGGUUUAACAUCGGGGGCGAUUAAAUAUGGUAUCAAGCUGAAAUGCGAUGCCAAAAAGGGCGCAUAUUAGUUUUCCAGACAAAUUUUAAAUUAAAUCGUGCCUCAAAUAACCAAAUGUAAAUACUUUGCGGUCAGCGGCAAAGCAGGUGAAUAUCAUCAUAACCAGACCUUAUCAUAUCCCAUGUUUGUAAUAUACAUGAUUAAUAUCAAAAGAGAGGAAACGGUA
Messenger RNA from Nematostella vectensis (starlet sea anemone), 2904 nucleotides. Its product is annotated as melatonin receptor type 1B-B. Lineage: Eukaryota; Metazoa; Cnidaria; Anthozoa; Actiniaria; Edwardsiidae. The record is from RefSeq and is a predicted model, not a curated record. Gene Ontology annotation, molecular function: G protein-coupled receptor activity. Bases 359 to 1702 code for a protein of 447 amino acids. Gene Ontology annotation, biological process: G protein-coupled receptor signaling pathway. Gene Ontology annotation, cellular component: membrane. The transcript has a single exon.